CUCCCUGCCCUCUCCCGCCCCGUCCCGCCCCGUCCUGUCCCCCCCCGGCACGGCCCGGCCCGGCCGGCACUGGGCGCCCGCCAUGGCGGGGCCGAGGAAGGGGCCGGGCGCUGCGGAGGAGCCGCCGCCGCUGCUGGUGAAAAUCGUGAUGGCCGGAGAGUCCUGCGUGGGGAAGACCUCCAUCGUGCGGCGGUACACGGAGCCCGAUUCGCCGCCCGCCGGCACUCCCGCCACCUCCUACUUGGCCACGAUCGGCAUUGAUUUUAAAGUAAAGCUAGUAAUGAUUAAUGACACAAGAGUGAAACUUCAAAUAUGGGAUACUGCUGGCCAGGAACGAUUCCAUACACUUAGUACUAGCUAUUUCCGUGGUGCACAAGGCUUUGUUCUUGUAUAUGACAUCACAAAUCUGAAGAGUUUUCAGAGUAUAACAAUGUGGAUGCAAGACAUAUAUGAGAAAGCAGGUGAUGAAGUGGACGUAAUACUGUUGGGCAACAAGUGUGAUAAGGAGUCAGAACGUGUAGUUCCAAAACAGAAAGGAGAAAAGAUUGCUUGGGAAUACGGAAUACCGUUUUUUGAAACCAGUGCUAAAGAUAAUGUGAACAUUGAGCAUGCAUUCUCACUCUUGACUAAGGAAAUACUGGAAAAGAAAUCCUGUGUAUUAUAUGACUUAGAUGUUGUGACUCUAAAUGAAAGUAAGAAGAGAACCUGCUGUGCAUUCUGAAAUAUUGUUUCAUGUUCCAUUUUCUCUUCAGAAAAUAUUAAGUGUUGCAAAGGCACACACAAGAUUUUAAAAGCGAGCCUGUAAUCCCAAAACACAGUGUUCAGGCAUCCUUUUUAUUACACAGACUUUGUUGCCAAAUGUUUUUAUAUGUUUAUAUUAUAUUUUCAUAUUUUUAAUGUGAAGAUAAAACAGUUAUCUGAUAUUGGAAUGCAUCACAGGAUGACUGUGUUUGCAUACAAAUGUUUGCAGAAAUGUAAUGUAAGUGUACAAAUUUUCUCUUAUUAAAAAAAAAAUUACCUUGACUUUA
Molecule: messenger RNA, 1028 nt
Organism: Pipra filicauda (Wire-tailed manakin)
Lineage: Eukaryota; Metazoa; Chordata; Aves; Passeriformes; Pipridae
Product: ras-related protein Rab-10-like
Exons: 6
Coding region: 83-721 (212 amino acids)
Biological process (GO): cellular response to insulin stimulus
Cellular component (GO): insulin-responsive compartment; recycling endosome; Golgi apparatus
Molecular function (GO): GTP binding; GTPase activity
Source: RefSeq, a predicted model, not a curated record